Molecule: messenger RNA, 1729 nt
Organism: Chara braunii
Lineage: Eukaryota; Viridiplantae; Streptophyta; Charophyceae; Charales; Characeae
Source: the annotation of a GenBank genome assembly
GCAGGGCAGCAGGGCCAGUCGUGGCUCCUUCUUAGGGAAACAAUAAGGAAACAGAAAUAGGGAGAAGGUUAUUUUCUGAAUAAAGAUAAGCCAACGAAGCCGGAAUCUAGGGAACCUAAAUGCCUCGCGCUGCGUGUGUCCUGGGGAAUCCUUUGGUUUAUGCAGAACUAGGCAAAAUGGCGAUGGAGGAUGAGACGGAUAACCGUAAGAGCGAAGGAGUACCAGGCUUAGGAGGCAGUGUUGUACAGAGCGAAGAGGGACAGAAAGACAGAGAAUCGAUAAAUCCGGAUGGUACCAAAGGGAACCGAAAGGAAAUCUCCUCAGGAGAAAGCUCGGGGAAAGCCGGGGGAAGCAGGCAAGGGACUCAGGAAACCAAGGAGGGCAUAAAUAAGGAUAGGACAAGCCCCCGAAAUUCAGAGGGAGUUGUGUCUAAGAAAGUGAGGGUCGCGGAUGCGAGGCGCAAACUAGCGGAGAUAGAAAAAAGGACCGCGGAGUACAAGGAAGUAACAGGGAACAUCCGGGGAGCCGGUGGGGAAAUCCCGUUCGUUGGGUAUGUCACGAAAUGCGCAGUCAAGGCUGGAGUCAGGGAGUCGAUCUGGUCGUUUCAACGGAUGACUGUAAUGGAGGAAAUUGACCACGAUAUAAUCCUCGGGAGACUGUGGUGCGCAAACGUGGAAAUGAUAGGCAUGCACUUGCACGAUGGCAUGUACAUGGUAGACAUAGAGGACCCAGUGACCGGCCGGGGAGAGCUCCUCCGACUCCUAGGGACAGGAGGAGACCCUCCGAAGGGAAAGUUAGCCACGUGGUCGCCAUCGUUCGAGGAUAGUGCACGAAAGGGGGCUUUUGCGGGGAUGGAGGGCAUGAGAGAAGGGGUAGAAAUUAUGAUUGAGGAGGCAUUCAACAAGAAGAAAUGGAUCAAGAUGGGUCUGUCCCAGAAGAAAAGGAGGCAGGAGGACGAAGUCUUGGGUGUUAUGGUAGCAGAAAACAAAUCAGAAGUCGAACUCGGUGCCAGUCUGCCAAAACGGAAAGAAGUACGCAUGGACGUGCCAGAAGUCGCACUCGAGAUCCCCGAUUUGGUACAACUCAUCAAGACCCUCAGAUACCACAAGGUAGGAGUGGACUCGGCGGCCUUGGCCAAAUUCGAAGGAGAGGUGCAAAAGGGAUAUUGUCUGAAUGAGAAAUUAGUCAAACCGACGGCAUCGCCAAACGCAAACCGAUGGUUCGUCUUUCGGAAGCCCAACAAGACGCUGAGGUGGAUUCAGGAUCUGCAGAAGUUGAAUGCGGUAACCAUCCGGGAUGCUGGCUCGCUGCCUCAGGCUGAUUUAUUAGCAGAGUCGCACACCGGCCGAAGCAUUUACUCUCUGAUCGAUUUGUACUCUGGGUACGACCAACUUCCAUUGGAUGUCCGGGACAGGCCGUACACCACAAUGCACACCGCCGUACGCCAGUUGCAGAUGCAGGUGACCCCUAUGGGCUUUAUAAACGCGGUAGUCGAAGCACAAAGGAGAAUGCUCGCCGUAGCCGGGGACAUUUUCCCAGAGAAGUGUGAACCCUGCAUCGAUGACAACCCGAUCAAAGGCGCUCAAGAGAAGGACGAGACUGAAGUCCAGCCGGGAAUUUGAAGAUUUGUAUGGGACCAUCUACAAGACAUCAAGGACUUACUCCGCCGGUUCCUAGUAUAUAACAUUACGGCUAGCGGACCAAAGAGUAUUCUAGCAGUACCGAAAGU